Messenger RNA from Vigna unguiculata (cowpea), 2530 nucleotides. Its product is annotated as SART-1 family protein DOT2-like. Gene Ontology annotation, cellular component: U4/U6 x U5 tri-snRNP complex. Gene Ontology annotation, biological process: maturation of 5S rRNA; mRNA cis splicing, via spliceosome. NCBI's taxonomy places the organism in Eukaryota, Viridiplantae, Streptophyta, Magnoliopsida, Fabales, Fabaceae. The record is from RefSeq and is a predicted model, not a curated record.
AUCUAGAUUCUAGAAUGUCUGACCAAUGCAAACUGGAAUUCUUUUCAAAAUAUUCUGCUAGUUUUAUAAUGUCCGACUUUCUCAUUCUGUUGCCUCGUGGCUCUGAAGUUGCAGCAUCUGUUAAAAAGGUCAGCAUACUUCCUACCCUGAUCAGAGAACAGUUUUUGCUGUAAUUAUACGAACAUAGUUGGUAGUUGGAGAUAAAGUGGACGAAGCAAAGCAAUUGUGGUGUGUAUGCUGUUUUCAGCUUUUAUGCCUGGCAAUGCUUUUAGGUGAUCACGUGCGAUGAGAAAAGUAGUGGGAUUCCAUACAUCCUUCAAGCGAACACCUUCCUCUACUUGUAAAACAAACAAUUUGUCUCGAUUGUAAAUAUCUCCAUUGGUACACUCAAUUUAUAUUUUUAAUUGCAUCUAUUUUUAACUUCUGUCUUGCCCAAAAUAAUGUAGAUAUUCUUUUUUUUUUGGUCUGAGAUUGACUUUCCACCCAGUAUAUUGAUCUAUUUAUAAUCAAAAGGGUUACACAGUUGAUAAAUAGCUUCAGCUAUUUUCAAGAGAACAAUUAAAUUAUCACAACUUCAUAAGAUACAUUGAACGUGGUUAACUACUAGGAAAAUAAGAAACAUUGAUUGUCCUAUUUCCAACAGUAAGUGGUGUCUUUUAUGCAAUUUCCACCUCUAUUUUUCUUUAGUAAUAUUUUACAGUUCUCUGUUAUCUUUAAAAUGAGAUUAUGUAACUAGAUGUUCUUUUUUUGCCUUAGAAACUGAUUUCAAAAUCUUGUAACAAUAUAGGUAGAUUUCAAAAUUCGACAAUCUUUAUAGUUUGAUUUCCCCGGUUAGAUAAUUAUUUUAAUUGGAUUUCAAAAUUUAGUAUCUUUUAUUUCAGCGUUAGUGAGUGGGAUAAAGAUUAAAAAGUUAUUUUAAAAAAUUUUAAAAGUUUUAAGAAUGCUGAAGAAAUCAUUGGAGGUAGAGGAAGAAGUAUCCCAAUAACAAUCCAUCAGCCUUGAAUAACCCAAUUCAUAUAAUUCGUCCACCGUCGGGUCAGUCCGGUCGGCAACCCGUUUAAAAAAAAAAAAGAAAAAAAGGGCAUGCUCAUGCUCUCAAACAGACCUAUCUCUGUUGCUCUGGUGUACUAGGUGGUUGAGGCUCUGUGAUUAAAAACAAAGACAAAACACACCACGCACUUAGAGUCACAGGCCACACGACACGUAAGCCACCACUACCAUACAGAAAGAAGCCGCGAGCGACAACCAACGCCCAAGAUUAAGAGAGGAGGUGCGACGCCACGCAACAUGCUACGCAAGGGAGAUUGAGAUAAGGAGAGGAGGCGUGGCGUGAUGGUUCUCAGAGCGGCGGUUCCCACGCAGAGCAAGGUGUGCCACCACGAACAGAUAGGAUGAAAGAAUCAAGAACAAAGAAACAGCCUGAAGGUGAUACUGAGAUUUCAGCAUGGGUUAGUAAAAGCCGCAAGUUAGAAAAGAAAAGAGCAUUGCAGCUCUGAGAUUUUUGAGGAGCAGAAGCACGUAAACCAGAAAGUGAAGAUGUUUUCAUGCAUGAUGAUGAAGAGGCUAUUGUUUCUGAUGAAGAAAAGACUAAUGAGGGUGGUGGAUGGACUGAAGUUCAAGAAACUAAUGAAGAUGAACAACCCAAUAAGGAAGGCAAAGAGGAAAUCGUUCCUGAUGAAACUAUCCAUGAAGUUGCUGUAGGGAAAGGAUUGUCAGGUGCUUUGAAACUGCUUAAAGAUCGAGGAACACUUAAGGAAAGCAUUGAAUGGGGUGGCAGAAACAUGGACAAGAAGAAAAGUAAAUUGGUUGGAAUUGUAGAUGAUGACGAGAAGGAAACUCAGAAAAAAAGGGAGAUUCGCAUUGAAAGGACCGAUGAAUUUGGGAGAAUUUUAACUCCUAAGGAAGCCUUUCGAAUGAUUUCUCAUAAGUUCCACGGUAAAGGACCUGGAAAAAUGAAGCAAGAGAAGCGUAUGAAGCAAUAUCAAGAAGAAUUGAAGAUGAAGCAAAUGAAGAGUUCUGAUACACCAUCACUGUCUGUGGAGAGAAUGCGGGAAGCUCAAGCACGUUUGCAGACCCCCUAUCUUGUUCUUAGUGGUCAUGUUAAACCAGGACAAACUGGUGACCCAAAAAGUGGUUUUGCAACUGUUGAGAAAGAUCUUCCUGGCGGCUUGACACCUAUGCUUGGUGAUCGUAAGGUAGAACAUUUUCUGGGAAUUAAGAGGAAAACUGAGACAUCAGACUCGGAUAACCCAAAAAAGCCUAAAUCGUAUUUCCUUGUCCUGUGAGCAUAGAAGUUGUACCCAUAGUGUUGUUCAUCUAUUCUGUUGCUGACUGCUGAUGAUUUGCAGCUGAAUUUAGUGUUAAUUUCGUAAUAAAACUUGAUUUUCUUGAAAGAUGUAUGUUAGUAGAAAUUUAAGGAGCUAGCAAUCUCACAACUGGUUGAAUUUUUCUCCAUUCUAGAAUUCGUGUUCCUUCUGUACAGAUAAGAGUUUAUUUUUAAUGAAUUAACUAAAAUUUUGGAUUGUGGAUU